AUAUCGCUCGUUUUAGAUGAUAACAUCGAUCAAAUUCAUUUCCACGUUUAAUUUAUGUGCGCCAUGUGCGAUAGAAAGAUCAAUGUCAAUGGCGAACUCAGCUGUCAUUUCGCGCGCCUAUGCGACGCAUUAGUUUUGUUAUGUUAGGUUAAAAUUGCUUGUUUUUUUGAGUUUUUUUAUGUAGAAGAAAAAAUUAAUUGUAACUGAAUUAUUGUUGUGUGAAAAAUGUUAAUCUAACGUUAAACCCUUAUAGUGCAGUUUAUUCAACAAUUUAUAGAAGUGGUAUAUGAAUUGUAGUUUAUACGAAGCAAGACAAUGUAUUCACAAGAGGAAAUUGAGAGAAAAAGGCAGCAAGCCUUGCAACGUCAACAACAAAAGGCAGCAUGUAAACCUCCUGUUGUCAGUCCUUUGAAUGCACCCAAAAAUAAUGGAAACAGUUACACGAGUCCAAAAAACUCAAGUAGUAGUUCAAUUACAAACUUUUUUAGUCCAAAUUCAAAUAGAAAAUCACUUGGUGGAAGUAAUCAAUUUAAAUCUCAAAGUGCCUACAAACAACAAGCAUCAGCCAAUCGAUAUAAUCCUAUUAGCAGUAAUAAAUUUUAUGGUACACAACAAAAUAAACCACCACUUUGUGAAGCUGAGUGCAGUAUGAUAAGCAUCAAUAGAUUUACUGUAGAUAUGUCAAAGUAUCAUCUGCCUUUAAUAGAAGUAUUCAAAUCAAUACCAACUAGAAAUUAUGAUCCACAAACUAAGUCUUGGAACUUCCAUUUAAUAGAUUAUGAUAUGGUUUUACAAAAAUCAAUGCAAUUAAAAUCAGAAGUCUCAUUCAAAGGAAUUCCAGCAUAUGUGUUGAAAUUUUUCAGAUCUUUAGAAAACAAAAUGAAUUUACAAAAACCAAAACCAAAUUUGUCUCGAUUGGACGAGUCACUCUUGAAUUCUUUGUAUCCCUUUCAAAGAGAAGGAAUAGAGUUUGGAAUUCAACAAGAUGGAAAAAUUUUGUUAGCAGAUGAUAUGGGUCUUGGAAAAACCAGACAAGCUCUAGGAAUUGCUCAAUAUUUUUCUGAUGAUUGGCCUAUGCUAAUUAUUUCCCCUUCUUCUGUUAGGUAUCAAUGGUCGGAGGCUAUAAUUGAAAAUUUAACUUCUGUGCCAAUACAUUCUAUUCUCCAUGUUACAACUAACAGAGAACCAAUUGAAAAGUGCAAGGUUCUUAUUGUAUCAUAUGAUUUAGUUGGAAGGAGAACUGAUGAACUUGUAGCUAGAAGAUUUGGAGUGAUAAUAUGUGAUGAGUCCCAUUAUCUUAAAAGCGCAAAUACUCAAAGGACCAAAGCUGUGCAACGAUUAGCCACCAAUGCAAAGCGUAUCAUACUAUUAACUGGUACACCAGCUUUAUCACGACCUAUUGAAUUGUACCCUCAAAUAAAAAUGUUAAUUCCUAAUUUUAUGAGCCCUAUAGACUAUGGAGUGAGAUAUUGUGCUGGUGUACAAACUAAAUUUGGAUGGAGUUUCACUGGAUCUUCUCAUUUGAAAGAGUUAGAAAUAUGGUUACAAAAUAGUUGUUGUAUAAGACGUCUGAAAAAAGAUGUUCUAACACAAUUACCCACAAAAAUAAGGCAAAAAAUUAUCCUUGAUCCUCAUUUAAUUAAAACUGCAACCAAAGAAAUGAAAGAAUCUGCAAAACAAAUGCAAAAAGAAAAUUUAAAUGGUUCAACAAAACACACAAUACUUUUACAGUAUUACAGUGAUACUGCUAAAGCUAAAGAAAAGGCUGUUUGUAACUACAUUUUGGAGUUAAUUGAAAAUCGAGCAAGCGAUGACAAAUUUCUUGUUUUUGCCCACCAUCAAUCAAUGCUGGAUGCUAUUAGCAGUUUGCUGCAAAGCAAGAAAAUUUUACACAUAAGGAUAGAUGGAAGAACAAAUCCUGAAGCCCGAAAACAGUAUGUAGAUAAUUUUCAGGAUAAUGAUAAAAUUAUGGUAGCAGUAUUGUCAAUUACAGCUGCAAAUGCUGGUUUGAACUUGACAGCAGCACGUCUAGUAAUAUUUGCCGAACUCUCGUGGAAUCCUGGUAUCUUAACACAAGCAGAAGAUAGAGUGCACAGAAUCGGUCAAACAGACAACGUGAUAAUUCGUUACCUUUUGGCCAAAGAGACGGCGGACGAUUACAUGUGGAACAAGUUGCAAACGAAAAUUAGAGUAUUGAACGAGGUCGGUCUGGAUCAAAAUUUCGAUAUGGACGCCGCGUCGUUGGAACAUCAACUCACGAGUGAGCAGAAUCAAACUACCCUCGAUGUCUUUGUGGAAUCACAAUCUUCGUCGUCGGGGGAUAAAAAGUCUCAGAUGUCAAGCUCGAGCGUCAGUACAUCCGGCUUGGCAGAGUUGCAGGUCAGCUCGGAUAGUUUCAAAGAUCUUCUGGACAUCGACGACGAGGCCUUCGACGAAAUCGACUUGGAUAGUAUCAUCAACAGCGCAGAAAACCAAUCGUAGCGCUCACGCAUUUUCCUAAUUGUAUACUUCGUUGUUGGUUAUUUCGUAACAUUUAAGUGAAAAAUUAUAAGUUAAUUAGUUACCGUCUCAUAGUAUGUUCGAUUAAUUAAGUGUUGAAAACAAAUUAUUUGAUUCCUAUUACGGAAUAAAACCUAUUUUUGCACGCAAA
Trichogramma pretiosum is the source of this 2650-nucleotide messenger RNA. RefSeq names its product SWI/SNF-related matrix-associated actin-dependent regulator of chromatin subfamily A-like protein 1 (gene Marcal1). Gene Ontology annotation, cellular component: nuclear replication fork. NCBI's taxonomy places the organism in Eukaryota, Metazoa, Arthropoda, Insecta, Hymenoptera, Trichogrammatidae. The transcript has 12 exons. Bases 316 to 2481 code for a protein of 721 amino acids. Gene Ontology annotation, biological process: replication fork processing; DNA repair. The record is from RefSeq and is a predicted model, not a curated record. Gene Ontology annotation, molecular function: ATP binding; ATP-dependent chromatin remodeler activity.